CAGGGGUGGACUGACCAUUUGGAAACUCGGGCACUGCCCGAGGGCCCGGGGUCAGUAGGGGGCCCCAUGAGAUGCCCCUGGUACCUCUUUCAUAGGCUUUUUUGAGUUUGGGCAAGGACACAGGGGCCCCAUGAUCCCCUAUUGCCCGGGGGCCCCAUGAGUUGUCAGUCCGCCCCUGCACAACACCCUCUUCUGUUUACAUCCUCCAGGAGGAAAUCUUCUUCCAUGAUGCCAAUGCCUAUGCAGUGGACCCUCAAAGACUUGAAUGGCAUGCAUUUUUGGGUGUGGUUUGAGUGUGGGCGUGGACACAGGGGCCCCAUGAUCCCCUAUUGCCCGGGGGCCCCA
Staurois parvus is the source of this 345-nucleotide messenger RNA. The record is from the annotation of a GenBank genome assembly. NCBI's taxonomy places the organism in Eukaryota, Metazoa, Chordata, Amphibia, Anura, Ranidae.